Molecule: messenger RNA, 8003 nt
Organism: Solea senegalensis (Senegalese sole)
Lineage: Eukaryota; Metazoa; Chordata; Actinopteri; Pleuronectiformes; Soleidae
Gene: casp8ap2
Product: caspase 8 associated protein 2
Exons: 11
Coding region: 365-7069 (2234 amino acids)
Biological process (GO): Fas signaling pathway; extrinsic apoptotic signaling pathway via death domain receptors
Cellular component (GO): mitochondrion; PML body
Molecular function (GO): transcription corepressor activity
Source: RefSeq, a predicted model, not a curated record
CGGUGAGCGACACCGGCACAGUGCAACUCUCUCCACGAGAGAGACAACUUUCCCCCGGACUAACUGCCAUAUUUUGCCGCAUUUAUUGUCCUAUUUUUGUGUCAGGUCGACGUGGGAAACUUUGAGCAGCUAUAAUAGCGAUAUAAUACACCUUCUUUGGGGUAUUUAUUGUCUUAUUUUAAGAUUUUUUGGCAACCGAGGAGCUGCAAGAAUACACCCAGGGCAGUGACAGACCGCGGGAAAAUGUCGUUACUUCCUGUGCAUUGGAGUCUUGGCGCGACAUUACGGUUGUAAACAACAAGGGGAGACACCAUAGCUCACUUCAACAAGUAUUUCUUAAACUGAGCAAGCGAUAUUUGGAAUAAUGGAAAACCCUGACAACAAAGAAGCUUCUGGUCUCUUGAUACCUGUUGUCAAUGAAGAUUCCGUGGAUAUCUAUGAUGACCUAGAUGUUGGUUUUCACAAAAGUGCAGAGAAUUCACCUCCAGAUUCAUCUCAGGUGAAAGAGUCCAUGGAUCUGUAUGAAGAACUUGUUACAGAGGAACAGCAGAGCAAAGAGGCAUCAUACACUGAGCUGAAAUCCAGAUUGCAGGCUGCUCAAAGCCAAAUCAAAGAGCUGCACAAGAGACUGGAACAGAUGGAGUUGCAGAACACCGGAUUAAACACCGAGAACUACCGUCUGAAAAAGAACAUCUCUGCGCUUUUAAAAACAGCGCGGCAGGAAGUGAUACGCAAAGAUGCAGAGAUUCAGAGGUUGAAUCAACGGUCAGUCAAGGUUCCCCAUUACCAUCAGCCUUACAGUAAUCAUCAGCGAGACCAGUCUUCCUCCAACUGGACCAAGGGAAGCUCCAGCAAUCGGCCUCCUCCUCUACCACCACCACCGCCACCCCCACUACCACCCUCCUGUCCUCCACCACCUCCACCUCCUCCGCCCUCCAGUCUUCCACCACCACCCCCCCGUGUACUGACUUCACCUCCAAAGGAGAAUUCUCGUCAGUCUUCGAGGACAGAAAGUUCUAGCUCAGCCAGUCAGCCCACUGGCUACUGCACUGAGACACAAGCUUCUAAAGAAUUGUCUCACUGUCAUUCAAGAACUUCUUCAAGAGGAGGUUGGGAAAUAACUGAAAAACAGACUGGACAGGUGGUCAGCAAGUCCAGCAGCAGUUCAUCAAACCAGCACAAUGAUUCAGACAAACAAAAGUCCAAGCACAAGGAUGAUAAGUAUCCAAGAAGUAACAAAUUAUAUGAAUCCACAGAUAAGCGACCUAGAACUGAUUCAUAUCUCGCCAGGGACUGUCAUGCCCCCGAGACUCAUAGGUCUCAUAAAAAGGAAAAGGACACAGGACGAAAGCAUGACUCCAGGUCAUGUAAAAGCAGGAGCUACUCAAAUGUAGAGGGGCAUCACAGAUCAGACAGAAGUAAAAGCCCCCCUCCAGAAAGUUUACACACUUCAUCUCUCUCUGAUGAUUCCAAACGUAGAACUCAAGAAAAGAAAAAAGACAAAACUAAAUUGUCCCAAUCAGACUCCGAUCAAAGCCCAGCCUGUACUUUUGACAGCUACACCCGAGAUCAUAGAAGAGUCAAGACUAGUGAAGGACGUAAUAGAAGUGCAGACUCCAAGGAAAGGAAGACAGUUUCCUCAGAUCAACGUGCCCAGCGGCAUGCUGAUUCCUCAAAGGAGAGGGAAGGAGAGCGACAAAGGAAGGAAGAAAAGCAUCAUGAGGAUACAACCAGAAGAAAGCACAAUAAGAGCACCCCAACAAAAAAGAGCAGAGAGAAAUGGAGAUCAAAAGAAUCAGACAAAGAGAAAGUGGAAGUCCACAGUAAAGAACGACAAGAACACAAACACAAGGCCUUAAAUAGAUCACCUAAAAAACAACACGACACAGAGAAAAGCCCCAACAAGGAAAACAGUCCAAACAGGAAACUCUGUUUCAUGGAAACUUUGAAUCUAACAAUAUCACCAAUUAAGAAGCCAGUGUUGCCCAUCGAUGCCAGCCAGGACAUUUCUGCACCAGAAGAAGUGGUAGCUGAAAACAGAACAGAUAAUGAAAAUUCACAGUUAUUUGGGGAGGACAUGUGCGUCAUUGAUGAAGUGGACAGCAGUGAAUUAAAAGCAGAGUGUGAAGAUAUUGUGGAAACAUCUGUAGACAAAGAGUUGAGCUCUGAAAAGACAGAAGGAAGAUGUGAAAAUGCUGAAGUUGUCCAGGAAAAGGACAAAAUGGUGUCUGGCCAAGUGCUUGAAGACAACACAGUACAAACUACUUCAGCACUGAGCCAAAUCCGAGAUGCUGCAGAGAGUCAGAGUACUGAGUAUGUCACACCAAGACCACCAGAGAGUGAUUCUCAAAAACAACCACAGCGGAGUUCACUAAAACUAUCAGAAAGUAGCUCUGGAAAACCAUCAGGAAGUAGCUCUGGAAAACCAUCAGAAAGUAGCUCUGGAAAACCAUCAGGAAGUAGCUCUGGAAAACCACCAGAGAGUGAUUCUCAAAAGCAACCACAGCAGAGUUCACUAAAACGACCAGAAAGUAGCUCUGGAAAACCAUCAGGAAGUAGCUCUGGAAAACCACCAGAGAGUGAUUCUCAAAAACAACCACAGCAGAGUUCACUAAAACGACCAGAAAGUAGCUCUGGAAAACCAUCAGAAAGUAGCUCUGGAAAACCGCCAGAAAGUUCACUAAAACCACCAGAAAGCAGCUCUGGAAAACUACCAGAAAGUAGCUCUGGAAAACUAUCAGAAAGUAGAUCUCUGAAAGAUCUGAAACCACCAGAGAGUGAUUCUCAAAAACAACCACAGCAGAGUUCACUAAAACCACCAGAAUGUAGCUCUGGAAAACCAUCAGGUAGCUCUGGAAAACCAUCAAAAAGUAGCUCUGGAAAACUAUCGGAAAGUAGAUCUGGAAAACCACCAGAGAGUAGUUGUCCAAAACAACCACAAAGUAGUUCACUAAAACCAUCAGAAAGUAUUUCUGGAAUACCACCAGAGAGAAGCCCUGUAAAACCACCAGAGAGUAGCCCUCUAAAAUCACCAGAUAGUACCUUUCUAAAAUCGCCAGAAAGUAGUAGUUGUGGAAAACUGCCAGAGAGUAGUUGUGGAAAACCACGAGAGAAAAGUUCUCGAAAACCACCCGAGAACGAUUCUCAAAAACCACCCGAGAACAAUUCUCAAAAACCACCAGAGAAAAACUCUCAAAGACCACCAGAGAAGAAUUCUCGUAAACCACCACAGAACAGUUCUGGUAAAACCCAAGAGUGUAGUUCUCUAGAAGCAAGAGAGAAAGAUAAACCUAAAGCAGUGGAGGUGACGGACUCUGCCAGUGAAACACGUGGAAGUAGCAAUGGUUUACAAAAGGGAAACCCUGAAAACAGUACUUCACAAUCUGCUGCAUCUGACCUCAAUGUGCUUGAGCCAAAAGCAGAACAUAAAAAUCCUUCCAUGGAUUCAUCUGAAAAACGUGCAACUACUUCAGUUUCAAAGGAACACCCUGUAGCAGAAGAUGUCCCCAGAAGUCAGCAGAGUUUUGCUACUGUUUUACCACAAGACUGUCAGCAAGGUGUGAGUCCUUCCCCAUCAACUACUCCCAUUCACAGUAAAGGUGCCCGUCACAUGGACGGCGCUCCAAAAGACACUGAUGCUGUGUCUAGCACAAUAAGUUUGGAAUCACUUCCUCAAGAAGGCCUGAGUUUACCUGAGGCCAUUAACAUUUUAACACGGACAACUGAAGAGACUGGAGAAGACACAAAGGACAGCAGCAGCAUCACAGCUGAGCCAAGCUCCUCCACCGGCUGCAUCGGUGUGUCAAAAGUCAGCAGUACGACAGAGGAGGCAGCCCUGCCAGAAAAGUCCAUCAGCUUUAUGUUCACACCAAAAAAGAGCUUCAGCCCUGGAAAGAAUUGUGAGUGCAUCGCCGAGCCUUCCAGUUCGGUGCCCCUGCUUCACGAUGAGGACUCUAUGAUGCGCACUCUGAGCAAUCUUAAGAGAAUCCCUGACGCCAUUAGCCCUCUGAGGAGCCCCAUACGACCAAACAAGAGAAGCCACAGCCAAAUUCACGGCAAGCCUGGUCAUGUCAAGAGCCUUCAAAAAGAUUUUUUCAGCGCACCUGCCGAUGUCAACUCUAAGACGUUGGAUGUAAACAAAGAGAACAAAUAUCCGGGUUCUCCUGCAAACCAAGACACUCACAGUACUGUGGACAAGGGAUCAGACCCGCUUUCAAGUCUGUCCGACACUGAACUGGAGGAUGGGGAAAUUUUAAGCGAAAGUGAUGAGGCAGCGGCUGCUUCUCCUGCUGCUGCAAACAAAAGAGCAAAGUUGGUCCGACCAGUCAGAAAUAAACCGUCUCCUAAGUUUGCUCUAAAGAGGGUAUCAGAGGAAAGAUGUGUUGGCUCAAAGGAAACUAGUGAGGCAGGUGGUUCAACGCGAAGUCCAAAGAGUCGUUUUAAAACAGUUUGUCCUGCAGCAACCAAGGCUUCUUUUUCCACCAUAGAGGAAAUAAUGGAGACAUUCAAGCUGGUUCGCAGUGAGAUCCGAAAAAAGUACAUGAAGCUUCAUAAAACCUUCCCCAGGAAGAGCUUCUAUGGCAUGAUGGAUAAUUUCCAGGAGUCUUAUGUUGAGUUUGUGGAAGGUGCCCAUUUUGGUCAAAUGUGCACUGAGGCGGUGGAGCUGAAGUCCAGGCUGAAGAAAGUGAUCACGUCUGUGUUUAGCAAAGUGUCAAAUAACGGUAUCGUGAAACGGAUUUUUGAGCAGCAAGCGGUUGACCUGAAGCAGAAGUUGUGGGACUUUGUUGAUGUCCAAGUUGACUGUAUGUUCAAAGACAUCCAUGUAACUCUGAAGACCUUUUGUAAACCAGCGAGAACUCAGCCUGAGGAGAAGAGACCCAGUGGGAAUGAGAAGCAAGUGAAACAGCCUCCGUUAAUCAAGCCCCAAGUUCAAAAGAAGGAAGUGAAAUGUUCUCCAAGCAGCAUGAAUCCAACCAAGCAGUGUGCUGUGGUCCCGUACAGAACGGGGCUCGGAAGCAGAGGCAAAGAUAUCCGAAUAAUGCAUGUGGAAAACGACUGCCACAAUGACCCACAUUCAGCGGAGUUCCUUCACAAACAAACUGCCAGCAACCUCCCUCCCCCUAAAACCAUCCCCUCCAUUCCAGAGAAAAACAGCACAACCUCUUUUGUCAUCUCACAAAAUGGCUCCUUGCUCGACAAAACUGACUUUGAGCUCCUCACGGAACAACAAGCCUCCAGUUUAACUUUUAACCUGGUGCGAGACUCUCAAAUGGGGGAAAUCUUCAAAUGUCUACUGCAAGGAUCCGACUUGUUGGAAAACAACAGCGUCACAGGAGAUGGCACGUCCUGGUCCAUCGGCACUCCGAGGAAGGAUGGAGAGAGGCUCAUCAGCAUCACGACUCCAUCUAAAUUUGAGUCUCCAUCUAAGCUGCUGAGCCCAAGCAAAUUUGCCACCCCCUCCAAGUUAAUCACAACCUGGUCUAGCAUUUCACCUCGCAAGAUGUCGUCUCCUCAGUCCAAAGGUCAGGUCUUGCUGAAUCCGGCUUUAUUUGACGAGAGUUGCUUGUUAGAAUUGCCGUCUGAGAACAAAGCCAUUCUACAGUCUAGUUUGGCUUCACAAAGGUCUUAUUCUAUACUAUCUGAAGACCUGGCCGUGUCCCUCACGAUACCAUCCCCGCUUAAGUCUGACAGCCACCUCAGCUUCCUACAGCCGACAAGCAUGCACAUCAUGUCCACCCCAGACAGUGUCAUCAGCGCACACAUCAGCGAGGACGCCCUGCUGGACGGGGAGGACGCCACAGAGCAGGACAUCCACCUCGCCCUCGACACGGACAACUCCAGCUGCGGCUCCAGCAGUGGUGCGGUCUCAGCGGGACACGUCACGUCGUUCCUGUUCAAGCCUGACAUGCCCAUGCAGGCGCUAGUAAUGGAAAAGUCCAACGAUCACUUCAUCCUGAAGAUCCGCCAGACGGCCGCGCCCGCAGACGUCACGCUCACCGCAGACGAGAGUUUGAGCCGAACGCUGACGGAGGAUGACCAGCAGCACAGAGGAGGAGACUCGGGAACUGAAGAAAGUCAAGCAAACGCAGAUUUGUGCGACAAGCCGGAAAACAGACGUACAUCUUCAUGUGCUGCGCCAUCCCAGAACAGUCUGUGUCACUCAGCUGAAGGUUCUGAGAUGCGUCAGGCGGCCACAGGCCCAGAGAGCUGUAUCGCUCAAGAUGAAACCUCAACACCACCUAAAGAUCCACCCCACAUAAAACACGAUACCUCAACAAUUCGUGUCUCUGAGGAGUCACAGAAAUCCUCAGAGUCUCUGAAAAAUCAGAACGGUUCGCACAGCGGUGCUAAAAGCUCUGAUCACAUCUCUGUGCAGAUCAGCCAGACAACCCUCGGAGACGGUGUUGCUUCUGAUGAGAACACAAGUCGGACACACCGAGGAAAACAAAAAUCAAGGAGAAAAAAUCGAAAAAAUAUCUCAAAUGCCUCAUGCACAGACUCGCAGGAUAUGAUCACUUUCUCUAAAAGUGCAGUGUCAGACAGCAGUCCUGUUCACACUGCUGCUGGCAGCUUUGAUACUCAUCAAGUGAGCCAAGCGUCACCGUCGCGUGUGUCAGACUCGGAGAGACAUGGAAAGGACACGUCAGAGUCCAAUAUAAGUCCCAGCAGCUCGCCGGAGAAAGACCAGAGCGAGUGUGACAGAGGUAGAAAGCGUAAGAGGCACCGAGAUGAAUCCAAACCAAAGCGUCGCAGAAGGACGGAGCCGGACAGCACAGAGGAGACAGUGUCUCACCCUACAAGAGAAGACCAUGAGUCCAUGUCCUCCCCAGCGUCUCUGUCCCCCAACAGUCUCUCAGCCAAGAAUGUUGUCAGGAAGAAGGGCGAGGUGGUGAUAGCAUGGACAAGAGAUGAAGAUCGAAUGAUCCUGGUAGAGCUGAAGACCAAAGGCGCAUCACGUGAGACUUUCUCUGCUUUGUCGGAGAAACUCCAUAAACCAUCAUCACAGAUUGCUCACAGGUUUCACCAGCUCAUGAAGCUUUUUAAGAAGCAGGAGAAGAUGGACACCUGAAGCCUCCUACUGAUCUGCUUUGUUUGAGUUAAGUCCUCGUUUCCAUUCACGGUCUGUAGCGGCAGCAGCAGAGGUGCGUGGGCUACUGGUCAAGCAGGAGUGAGGGGAGAGACGAGCCACUGCAUGUCCUGGCUGGGUCACGUGGGACCUCUCUCUCUCUCUCUCUGGCCAUCAGCUCCUCAGAAGCAUGGAGAGCAGAAUCUCUGAAUGGAAGAUCAGAAAUGUUCUGUGAUUGAUCGGGAUAUUGAAAAAUAUCUGAACGAUACAAUAUACUGACCUCCUCAGCUGAAAUUACACGAUAGGUUGACGCGAAGGAUGAAGAAGUCAACAUCAGUGUUAUUGUUUUUCAUGCACUUUUUGGUUUCAUUUUUAACAUUGUACUCAAUCACUACAUUAGUGUCGGUUCUGGAUAUUUGCAGAUGUCUGGUCCUCAUAGAAGCAUACAACUCAGUCCUCAGUAUUCACUCUUGUACACAUUAUCCUACCUCUGCAGAAAUGUUUGUCUCAACAAUACUGAGGUUCAUUUUACCUGCGGUCCUAAACAUGUCUUUUUCCUCAAUAAAACAACCUUGGGACUGCGACAAGUGUAGUAAAUGUUUUUCUUGAUCAAGUAAUGUUUUCAGAUUUUGUGACUGAUGUGGGAAUUUAGGUUGAUAUUAUAAUUCUGACAUUGUUCAAGUUGUUUUAAUCGAAGUAUUCAAAGAUUGGGAGAUGGUGGUGCUGCGUAAUGUGUUAAACAGUUGUUGUAGUGAUUACUUAUCUAAUUAAUGUAAAAGGCAGCACAUUUACAAUAUCUGUGGAAUACUAACUUUUAUCCGUGGGCCUUAAUGCCUUUUUGUUUGACUGAUCCUAUAGCUUGAGAAAAGCAUAUCGAAUGCAAUACUGUGAAUACUGUAUAUACGUUUUUUCCUGAAAAUAAAGUUUUAUUUAUUUA